Messenger RNA from Harmonia axyridis, 2823 nucleotides. RefSeq names its product zinc finger protein 596-like. Bases 168 to 1760 code for a protein of 530 amino acids. Gene Ontology annotation, cellular component: nucleus. Gene Ontology annotation, biological process: regulation of transcription by RNA polymerase II. Gene Ontology annotation, molecular function: DNA-binding transcription factor activity, RNA polymerase II-specific; RNA polymerase II transcription regulatory region sequence-specific DNA binding. The record is from RefSeq and is a predicted model, not a curated record. NCBI's taxonomy places the organism in Eukaryota, Metazoa, Arthropoda, Insecta, Coleoptera, Coccinellidae. The transcript has 2 exons.
AGAGAGCGUUGUGGGUAUAUCAUAGAGAAAUUAAGGAUUUUUUUGUAUAUUGGGAACAUUAUCUUUUAGUCGGGGAAAACAGACAAGCUUUAUGCUAUCGUGCACAGUAGAGAUAAUACAAAACAAACACAAACAAAUUGAGAAUUUACGAAGUGUUGAAGUCAGAAAUGGAAACAUACUCAAAAAUUUUCCUUGAUGAAAAUAAUCAUCACAGAGUAAAGAUGGAAAUGGGAGAAGCUGAUGAUAGCUAUGAAAAAGGAAACUCAUUGGACUUGGAUUUUCAGUACACGAUUGAAGAUAAAAAGAACGAAAUCAUGGAUAUUGUUCAGCAUUACACUGAUGAGAAUGGAAUGAGAUCGUCUCUUGAAUAUGAAAGAGGACAAUUUGCUUUCAACCAGAAAAGCAAUGUCGGUGGGCAUAUAGAUGCUGUCCAUUUGAAUAAAAGUGAGCAUAAUUGUCUCUUAUGUGAGUUUACAGCCAAUCGGAAAAUUAACCUCAAAAUGCAUAUAGAUUCUGUACAUUUGAAUAAAAAAGAACAUAAAUGUCACUUAUGUGAGUUUGCAGCCAAUUGGAAACAUGCCCUCAGAAGGCAUAUAGAUUCUGUCCAUUUGAAUGAAAAAAAACAUAAAUGUCACUUAUGUGAGUUUGCAGCCAAUCAGAAAAUUAACCUCAAAAAGCAUAUAGGUUCUGUCCAUUUGAAUAAAAAAGAACAUAAAUGUCCCUUAUGUGAGUUUGCAGCCAAUUGGAAACAAGUCCUCAAAAGGCAUAUAGAUUCUGUCCAUUUGAAUAAAAAAGAAUAUAAAUGUCACUUAUGUGAGUAUGCAGCCAAUCUGAAACAUGUCCUCAAAUCGCAUAUAGAUUCUGUCCAUUUGAAUAAAAAAGAACAUAAAUGUCACUUAUGUGAUUAUGCAGCCAAUCAAAAAUAUUUUCUCAAAAAGCAUAUAGAUUCUGUCCAUUUGAAUAAAAAAGAACAUAAACGUCACUUAUGUGAUUAUGCAGUCACCCAGAAAGUUGAUAUCAAAAUUCAUAUGGAUUCUGUCCAUUUGAAUAAAAAUGAACAUAAAUGUCACUUAUGUGAUUAUGCAGCCAAUCGGAAAUAUACCCUCAAAAUGCAUAUAGAUUCUGUACAUUUGAAUAAAAAAGAACAUAAAUGUCACUUAUGUGAGUUUGCAGCCAAUCAAAAAAAUGACCUCAAAAAGCAUAUAGAUUCUGUCCAUUUGAAUAAAAAAGAACAUAAAUGUCACUUAUGUGAUUAUGCAGCCAAUCUAAAACAAGAACUCAGAAGGCAUAUAGAUUCUGUCCAUUUGAAUAAAAAAGAACAUAAAUGUCACUUAUGUGAUUAUGCAGCCAAUCUAAAACAAGAACUUAGAAGGCAUAUAGAUUUUGUCCAUUUGAAUAAAAAAGAACAUAAAUGUCACUUAUGUGAUUAUGCAGCCAAUCAAAAAAAUGACCUCAAAAAGCAUAUAGAUUCUGUCCAUUUGAAUAAAAAAGAACAUAAAUGUCACUUAUGUGAUUAUUCAGCCAAUCUAAAACAAGAACUCAGAAGGCAUAUAGAUUCUGUCCAUUUGAAUAAAAAAAAACAUAAAUGUCACUUAUGUGAGUUUGCAGCCAAUCGGAAAUAUGUCCUCAAAAGGCAUAUAGAUUCUGUCCAUUUGAAUAAAAAAGAAUAUAAAUGUCACUUAUGUGAGUAUGCAACCAAUCUGAAACAUCAGCUCAAAACGCAUAUAGAUUCUGUCCAUUUGAAUAAAAAAAAAACAUAAAUAACACCUAUGUGAUUAUGCAGCCAGCCAGAAAGUUUAUCUCAAAAUUCAUAUGGAUUCUGUGCAUUUGAAUAAAAGAUAACAUAAAUGUCACUUAUGUGAUUAUGCAGCCAAGCAUAAGUUUCACCUCAAAAGGCAUAUAGAUUCUAACCAUUUGAAUUAAAAAGAACAUAAAUGUGACUUACAUAAGUAUGCAGCCAAUCAGAAAAAUAACCUCAAAAAGCAUGAAGAAUCAGGAAAAGAACCUCGAAAAGCAUAUAGAUUCUGUCUAUUUGAACAUAAAAGGAAUUACUUAUGUGAUUAUGCAGCCAACUGGAAAGUUUACCUCAAAAUUAAUAUGGUUUCUGUUCAUUUGAAUGAAAAAGAAUAUAAAUGUCACUGUCAGUAUGUUCAAAGCGUUUAAGAAUUUCUUAAAAGACAUAUGAGUUAGCCUAUGCAACUUAUAAUAAGUUGCAUCAGUAAGAUGAUAAAGUGAGGUAGGAAAACAACAAACCCGCAAAAUUGACAAAUAGAGGUGCAGUAAACAUUCCAGUGGCGUGGUUAAUUGUUUCUUAGUAAGGAUUAAUAUUACAAAAUCGAUAUUUAACUUGAAUAUAGAAUAUAAAUGAAUUAUUAUAUUUCAAAAUGAAAACUAUCAAUGGAGCGGAGACCAUAUGUCUACAACAAAGAGGGUAUUGCGAACAACUGAAAUGAAGAUCCUAAGAACAAUAACGAGAUACAAACUGGCGGACAGACAGAAAAAUUAUAUUAUAAGAGAGAAGUGCCAAGUGGACGAUGUGGUCAGAUGGAACCAGCAUGUGGACAGAAUGGCAAAGAUCACCAGGGACAACAAACCCCUCGGAAGAAGACCCAUUAGAUGACCACCAAAGCAAUAGUGAGAUAGCUGGCAAUCCACGUCACAGGAAAUAUAGACUAGAGGAAGCAGGCGGUAUGUCUUCUCAAGAAGAAAAUGAAAACAAGCUAGUUUCAUCAUUUUUUUAAGAAAUAAUUUCCAUUUUAUGAGUUAUUUUAGUAGAUUUCUUAUGUAAACAAUAUACAGUAAAUAAACUCUCGCAAAAUACAA